AAGACGGACGGUGAGCCAAGAAGAAAAGGGCUGCCCUCCCAGCUGACCACCAGCUCCCUCUUCCCGCUGCAGAAGGUCGAGUGACUCUAAUGUCAUUUGACAACAACAGGAAGGGGAAUACUAUUAUACACUUUUGACAUAUAUACUAAACGCUUGAGAAAUGGAAUAACACAAGUGCGUAUGGUAAUAACGUAAACGCGGCCACAGGUCGUGGGAAUCAGAAUAGUUUAUAAAGGCUAAGCUAGCCGCCGGUGGCUAGUGUCUCGGCUGAUAAGGCGUAAUGCACCGUGUCGGCUGAUAGUCGGAUCAGCAGUGAUUGUGACAGGACUGGGGGUCUCCUGACUGGAACGAGGAUAGGAUACCUUCUAGAAGUCAGUUUCCAUGGCAGUCCCGGCUAGUUUACGUCGUUUACCCAUGGGUGUGCGAACAUUCAGUGAGUUUCUAGAGAUCGCCACCCUGGGCUCCCACCAGUCAUGCCGCACCGUGGGCUCCAGAGAGCGCCUCCGCCAGAACAUCAGACAUUUGUCCUCCUGUGGCAUCCUAAUGACCAGAACUCCCAGAGUGCUUUGCCUCAAAGACUCUGAAACGAUGGCAGCUCUUCCUCAAAGCAGAGGCUUCAUCAGCUUCACCAACAAACGGAAGGAGUACUCGGAGCGCAGAAUACUUGGGUACUCCAUGCUGGAGAUGUACGAAGUGGUCUCCAAUGUGGACGAGUACAAGCUCUUUGUGCCCUGGUGUACAAAGUCCCAGACCAUCAUGAAAAGAGCAGGCCACGCCAAAGCUCACCUUGAAGUGGGGUUCCCGCCAGUGGUAGAGAGAUACACAUCUAUGAUCACCAAUGUCAGGCCCCAUCUUGUUAAGGCUGUGUGUACGGACGGGAAGCUGUUCAAUCACCUGGAAACAAUAUGGCGCUUCAGUCCUGGCAUCCCCGGCUACCCCCGCACCUGCACUGUAGACUUUUCAAUCUCCUUUGAGUUCCGCUCCCUCCUGCACUCCCAGCUGGCCACGGUGUUCUUCGACGAGGUCGUGAAGCAGAACGUUGCCGCCUUCGAGCGGCGCGCAGGCAAGCUGUUCGGCCCGGAGACGCGCAUCCCACGGGAGCUGAUGUUCCACGAGGUGCACCACACGUGAGGCUGCCCCCCCCAUCCGCCCUCCUCCAGCCUUACCAACACCAAACAAACCUUAGUCCCUCGACACACACACUCUCACUCAGAUCUGCAUGACGCCCUCCCACUGUUGUUGUCCUUCUCCACGAAGAACGAGCAGCAGAACGCUCCGAUAUCGCUCACAAAGGAUGAGUCGACGCAACGCUCAUUCCUGCACCAAACCCGGGCUCAUCACAUUAUUUAUUUUCAAAUUGGCCAACUGAGUGUUAUUUUCCACUUACCUCUACUGUAAGGUUCUUCUUUUGCAGGUAAAACCGUGCGCUGUUACAAACUUCUUCUACUUAAAUCCAGCAUCCUCUCCCCCAGAAUAUCGCCUGUUACUUGAUCCUUAAGUAAUAUACAAAUGAAUGGCAGUGAGUCAAAUAUUGGCAUUCUUUGACAAUAUAAUAACACACAUGAUAUGUAAUGUAUUUGAAAGUUACACCCGUUGAGGCUGACUUGUUGCUAUUCUGUUCACACUGUAGCUGGAAACAGCCAACAGCGGGGCCAGAAUCUCACUCCCUAGCAACCAUCUUUUUAUAGUUGGGAUCUAACUCUUCUGUUUAGAUUUUAGCCUCCGCUUAUCGCAUUAGGGAAUUUCAUUGAUAUAUAUUAUUUAUGUUUCAAGCAGAGUUUUAAUAAGAUGAUGUUAUUGAGCUUGGUUGUAUGCCGACAGAUAUUGGGUUUUAAUUUCAUACGUUAUUGAUUUAACGCAGCAGUGGUUUUGGGAUAAAACUGUUUUAUUAAUUUCUAAAUGAAUUGUGCCAUGCUUGUGGGAAGCUGACAUCUCAACAUUGACAUCUCCCUCUCCUCCAUUGUGUGAUCUGAUAGUUUUUUGCAGAGGGUGAUGGUACAUUUUGACUUGAGUUCAUUUAGGUUUCGUCUCACUUGUUUUGUUGUGAUGCAGAGCUUUAACUUGAAGUUGAUCGUUAAAGGUAUUUAGUUUGAAAAAGGGGACUUUUCCUACACAAUGGCAGAAUGGCUUAUCUUACGGCCCUGUACUGUGACAUACCUGUUAACUAAAACAAGGAAAUUAAUCAAAUAAACGAUCCUCCUUCCAAUUAUAGAUGAGUGCAAUAUUAAUAUUUAAGCUAUGCAAAUUCUACCUGAAAAUAGAUUACAUAAUCAAGUUAUAUUUUAGGUGAAUGCGCUACAUUCAACUACUACAAUAUCUAAAAUUGUCUGUAAUACACCUCAAUAAUAUGAUCUAUCUUACUCUUAACUGAGUUUAAGUGUAUUAAAGGACCAUCAACAUAAACACCCACUGUACUCUGACUAUUUCUCUCCUCAGGAAGUUUCCCGGUUGUAGAAUAGUAUAUAGCAGCCCUGUUCUUUAAACAAUUUCUGUUCAUAUCUGCAUCACGGCUGUUGCAUGAAAAGAAACGGGUGUAUAGUAGUUAUGGCAUACUAGUUGGCUUAUUACAUACCUCCUCCUAAAUGUGGAUACACAAAUGCUCUUCAGUUUACCUUUUACUUAAGAUACAAAUAGUCAUACCUUUAAACCCUAAAAGUAGGCGAGACAGUUGAAGCUUAUACAGCACCUUAUUGUUUGAAUCACCCCCAUCCCCCACCUCUCUCCCUCAGUCAGAAAGUGUGAAUUAUCAAUCUUUGGCUCUAAUAUUUCACUUGAGAGCCUACAUGUACAUUUGUGAAUACUCUGCAUUUCAGUUGUAUUUAAGUUAAAAAUAUUCUGAAAAUAAAAUCUGGUGUGUGGUUUAUGAAGUUAAUAUUGCAUUGAAUUAUUUUUGGUUUCUGUGCACCAUGUUGAUGCGGGCAAAGUAUUGUGUGUGUGUGCACGCGCAUAGGCAGUUGAAGAUGUAAUUAUUUUCUAUGCACCCUCAGGCAUGCUAGAUAUGUUACGUGAACGUCAGCAUCACAUGCGUUGCCCAGUGGAGAGCUCCCCAUGUUGGCACUGACAAAAGCUCUGUGGGACAGAGGCGUCUCCAAGGGCAGCGGGAAAUCGGAGAGGGGAGAUGGUAUUUGGAACAGUUAUUAAUAACGGCACCAGGGAUAGGUGCCCAUUUGGAACGUCUGCGCACUUGAGGUUGCCCAUCUUUCAACACAAGACCGUCUUCACCAUUCUACUGGAGACGCAUGGAAGGCAGAGGAUGAUGUUGAUAUUUAAACAUGGGACGUCACUGGGCAUUAAAAACGUGUUCCCCCUGCAAUUUAUCAAUAGUAAAAUGAGUUUGGUUGACUUUGCAUGUGUUUUCCACUCCUACAUUUCCUAAUUCAGAUCAAGGGGGUUCGUUUUGAAAAACCAAAAACAACUUCAAGGUAUUUGUUAAUAAAAACUUUUAUUGUUUUUUCUAUUUUUGUUAGGUUUUCGGAUAUUUGUUCAGUCAGGGCAGCUCUUGCCCUUCUGACCUAUCCCAGUUUGUUCCUGUUGUGAUUCUUUCCUCAGUGAAUACAUCCCAGCUACCGCACACAACCAUUACACUCUCUACGAUCAAAAUAACAUCCUCAUACACUAAGCAUAUGGAAGAGAACAAAAUCAGAAACUGAGCAAGGGGAGGAAGCCAUAGAAAUUAAAAAUUCUGCAAGUGAAUGAGCAACAUGUACAGACUAGUAAGCCGUUACUACACACAAAAUGGAGUGUCUACAAACGAUAGAAACUGAACAGACCUCAGACAAAAGAGCAAGCUUGAAACAUUCAAAACUAACACCUGCACCAGCUAAGCCCAUACAA
This is a messenger RNA of Gadus macrocephalus (Pacific cod), 3834 nucleotides long. RefSeq names its product coenzyme Q10A (gene coq10a). Gene Ontology annotation, biological process: ubiquinone biosynthetic process; cellular respiration. The record is from RefSeq and is a predicted model, not a curated record. Gene Ontology annotation, molecular function: ubiquinone binding. The transcript is spliced from 6 exons. Gene Ontology annotation, cellular component: mitochondrion. NCBI's taxonomy places the organism in Eukaryota, Metazoa, Chordata, Actinopteri, Gadiformes, Gadidae. Bases 382 to 1131 code for a protein of 249 amino acids.